AUGGUGGCUGCAGGAGGACACGGACAGCAGGGCUCUGCAGGCCACGCGGGCUGCAGGGCACGCAGGGCGCGCGGGCAGCAGGGCGCACGCGGGGCGCAGGGCGCGCAGGGCGCGCUGGCGACGCGGGCAGCAGGGCAGCAGGGCGCGCUGGCAGCAGGGCUCGUGCAGACAGCAGGGCGCACACGGGGCGCAGGGCAGCAGGGCGCGCUGGCGACGCGGGCAGCAGGGCGCGCUGGCGACGCCGGCAGUAGGGUGCUCAGGGCGUGCUGGCGACGCGGGCAGCAGGGCGUGCUGGCCGUAGGGUGCGUGCCGGAAGAAGGCGACGCGGGCAGCAAGGCGCACGCGGGGCGCAGAGCAGCAGGGCGCGCUGGUGACGCAGGCAGCAGGCGCGCGCGGGCUGCAGGGCACGGGCCCGAUGUUUACGGCAACGGGGUGCUCUCUCCACGGGUGGAAGAGCGAGAACGAUAG
Molecule: messenger RNA, 468 nt
Organism: Closterium sp. Naga37s-1
Lineage: Eukaryota; Viridiplantae; Streptophyta; Zygnematophyceae; Desmidiales; Closteriaceae
Source: the annotation of a GenBank genome assembly